This is a messenger RNA of Yarrowia lipolytica CLIB122, 1395 nucleotides long. RefSeq lists its product as uncharacterized. The record is from RefSeq and is a predicted model, not a curated record. Lineage: Eukaryota; Fungi; Ascomycota; Dipodascomycetes; Dipodascales.
AUGACUGCCCCCGCUGUAACGCUGACAAUGGAGUGGCUCUUCUGCGCCAUUGCGCUCCUGUCGGUCGGCGCCCGACUCUACGUGCGAUAUUACGUGGCCAAGCUGCGAACCCAGGUCGAAGAUUGGUUCGUCAUCAUCGGCGCCUUAUUAUUCAUCGUGUGGGUCAGUUGCGACACCUACUCGGCGUCCCAGGGCUUCAUGGACAACAACAAGUCAUACCUUGACGGCUCCAUUUCCGACCAGAUCCAUGGCCCCGACAGCAACCGGGUCAAGGUCCUCAAGGUGGUCUACGCCUCGGCCAUCCCCUACUACAUCAACCUGUGGAUGGUCAAGUUUGCCCUGCUGGGCUUCUACUACCGACUGGUCCCCCGAGGAGGCUACCUCCGAUACUUCUUGUGGCUCACCAUCAUUGUCUGCGUGGUCAUGAUUUUCGUGGUUGUCUUCCUCAACCUGUUCCUGUGUCACCCCAUCUCGCUCAAUUGGGCUCUCGACCAGCAGUACGGAGCACCCGGCACGUGUUACUCGUCCACAGCAGUGAAGCCCUUCGUGGUCUCGGUCGUGACCAACCUCAUCACCGACAUUGCCAUUUUCGUCAUUCCCUUCCCCCUUCUUCCCCAGCUUCAGCUUGCCGGUAAGCAGAAGCUCGCGCUUUGCGUCACCUUCUCUCUCGGAGCCAUCACUAUCAUCGUCUGCAUCGCCCGAGCCGUGGCUAUUGCCGUCUCCGGCAACAUUGCUCAGGUUGCCAUUCUCACGGCCUUUGAGUGUUCCACCGCCAUGCUCGUCGCCUCCAUGCCUGCCAUGCGAGUGCUGCUCAAGCAGACUGUGCGAAAGGCCUCCAACUCACAGUCGCAUUCUCGGUCCAACGGCUCUCGUCCUGGUACGGCAGGCUCCGGAACCAGCGAAAAGAAGAACAACUGGUUUGGUCUUCGAACUCGAACCUUUGCCGAGAAGACUACUGCUUCCGAGUUCUCUCAGGAUCUCGAGAUGAGCGCACACCGAUACUCGGGCCCCUCCGAUGUCGAUAACACCUACUACGACGACGGAGAGACCAAGGACUUCUCGCCAGACUCGUCCGUCACCAAGGACGAGCCUCGAGUCAGCAUUUUCGCCAUGGAAGACGAGUACCUGCAUCCUCAACAGACUCAGACCCAAGAGGUCGAGUACGCCCGACAGGUUGCUCAGCGGUUCGAGGAUCCUCUGCAGUCGUCAUCAAGCGAGCACUCACGACACUCGGAGGAGCUCACAGACGCCUACCCCGAGCCCACUGAGCAUCAGACCCAGAUCCAGCGGUUGCAACAACAACAGGCCGCCAUGCAGCAGCGUGGAUACGUGCAUUCUUAUGGAGCCCAGGACGAGUACAUUGAGACGUACAUGAACCACUCCAACCAGUUUUAG